Messenger RNA from Stereum hirsutum FP-91666 SS1, 630 nucleotides. RefSeq lists its product as uncharacterized. Bases 1 to 630 code for a protein of 209 amino acids. NCBI's taxonomy places the organism in Eukaryota, Fungi, Basidiomycota, Agaricomycetes, Russulales, Stereaceae. The record is from RefSeq and is a predicted model, not a curated record. The transcript is spliced from 8 exons.
AUGCGUACCACUCGAAGCUCUGGGGCCACCCAAGGUGCCGCACCCUCUUUACCCGUCCAGCCGGCUCUUGGCACAAAGGAGGACGUUUCUUUGUCUCCUCUGACAGUGGGUUCGGAGUCUGAGGUCAUGGAACCGGCCAUUGCAUCUGUACGUGCUGAGGGAGAUUUGCCGGCUUCUGAUUCUGCUGCUGAGAUGGCAAUGGGAGCUGAUGUAGUCGGUGGCGUCUCUGUGCACAAAGACAACACCCCAUCUGCUGAUAGUGGGCUCGUGGACCCACCGUCCUCCCCAGGCGAGUCUAUCCCGUAUGUAACCGCAGAACAGAGUCGCAUACUCGAGGAUAGUAUGGAUAUUCUCGCCAAUAACUCAGUGGCGAUAUGCGACACCACUGAACGCAAAGUAACUCAGGUCGCCACCGAGGGCUUUCGAGAGGAGGCUCACCCAGUCGCCGCUGUCAUGAGCACGGGGACGCCCUCUACCACGAUUGGAUCUCGACCGUAUGUCUUCGUCGUCAAGAUCAGGGUGCUCGUGCCCCCCGUGGAGUUGGCGGCGGAGAAGCUGGUGAGAAAGCGUGUUCCGGCGAGGGCCACUGAUUUCAUGGGCUCGUCGUCGAAGCGGGCGCGUGUGGCGUAA